AUGUCAAAAAGAUUUUUUGAAACUACUGCACACAGUGACUUUUAUGCACAAUGUCGACCGACAUAUUCUACUGAUAUUAUAAAGAAAAUUCUUGAUUAUUUAUCUGUCAAACACACUAUAAAGGAUGAUGAUUUAGCUAUAGAUAUUGGUUGUGGAACAGGUCAGAGUACACUUUUACUUGCUCCAUAUUUUCGACGAAUAAUCGGUUAUGAUAUUAGUGAAUAUCAAAUAAACAAAGCCAAUGAAGAUAAUACGCAUUCAAAUAUUAAUUAUAAAGUUAUUAUCGGCAAUGACAUUCCACAUGAAGAUUCAUCAUUAACUAUAAUUAUAUCAGGUCAAGCAGCUCAUUGGUUUGAUCUUCCUCAUUUUUAUAAUGAAGUUAAACGAACUCUUAAAAUAAAUGGUGUACUUGCUUUGUUUGGUUAUGCAUUUGUGCAAAUAUAUGGUCGACAAUCAGAACGAUUGAAUGAAAUUAUAACGAAUUUUUAUCAAAAUACACUUGAUGGAUAUGUUCAGAAGGAAAGUAAAGAAGUUUAUUUUGGUCGUUAUCGAGAUGAGAAAUUUCAUAUUCCACUUUCAUCAACUGAUUUUAUUCGAGAUGAAAGUGUCAUAAUCCAAUGUAAAUGGUCAAUUCGAAGAUUAUUAGGUUAUAUAACAUCAUGGUCCGGGACUCAACAUUUUCUAAAACAACAUCCAGAAAGUACAAUUUUAGAUAAUCUUCAGUUGGAAAUAUUUAAAUGUCUUGAUAUAUUUGAUGAUGAAUAUGAACUUGAUCUUUCAUUUGAUACAUUUAUUUUAAUGAAUCGAAAAAUUGAAUAA
Messenger RNA from Rotaria sp. Silwood1, 819 nucleotides. NCBI's taxonomy places the organism in Eukaryota, Metazoa, Rotifera, Eurotatoria, Philodinida, Philodinidae. The record is from the annotation of a GenBank genome assembly.